This is a messenger RNA of Dufourea novaeangliae, 763 nucleotides long. RefSeq names its product glutathione S-transferase-like. NCBI's taxonomy places the organism in Eukaryota, Metazoa, Arthropoda, Insecta, Hymenoptera, Halictidae. The transcript is spliced from 5 exons. Gene Ontology annotation, molecular function: glutathione transferase activity. Bases 140 to 763 code for a protein of 207 amino acids. The record is from RefSeq and is a predicted model, not a curated record. Gene Ontology annotation, biological process: glutathione metabolic process.
CGAGGACCCUGGAUUCGUUCGUUUCGGCGUGCGAGCUCAGUGCGAGCCCCGCUCCGCGCGAGUGUUCGUCCAGCUUUCUGUGUCGGUGGUGGUUGGGAAUUUUCGCGCGAUUACUGGUGGCGGAUCGCGAGAAGAGAAAAUGAGCGAGGGACAGCCGACAUACAAAUUGAUCUACUUCAACGCCCGCGGCCGUGCCGAGCAUAUACGGUACAUAUUCGCGUACGCGGGCAUCGACUACGUAGACGAAAGAAUUCCCAAGGAACGCUGGCCGGAACUGAAGAAAUCGAUGCCUUAUGGAAUGCUGCCGGUGCUGGAGGCAGACGGGAAACUGAUAGCGCAGAGCAACGCGGUGGCGAGAUACCUUGCGAGGAAACAUAGCCUGACUGGAAGGGACGAAUGGGAAGCGAUGCUGUGCGAUGUACUAGUCGAUACCCUCGGAGAUCUGAAGCAAAUAAUAUCGCAGUAUCGCAACGAAGAGGAUCUUUCCAAGAAGGAGGAAAAGAAGGCGAAACUUCUGAAAGAAACUAUACCGUUUUACUUGAACAAGUUCGAGCAAACUGUUGGCGAAAAUGAAGGCUACGCCGUCGGCUCCACCACCACGUGGACGGACUUUGUGUUUGCCGUGGCCCUCGAGAAUUUCGAGAACAUAUUCGGUAGGCACGCCUUGGAAAAUUAUCCCGGAUUGCGGGCGCUGAAGAAGAGAGUCCACGAGAUACCUGCCAUUGCUGAUUGGCUCGCGAAACGACCUCACACGGAAUUCUAA